Messenger RNA from Nematolebias whitei (Rio pearlfish), 1038 nucleotides. Its product is annotated as UAP56-interacting factor. Gene Ontology annotation, molecular function: mRNA binding. Gene Ontology annotation, biological process: mRNA export from nucleus. The transcript has 9 exons. The coding region runs from base 94 to 1038 and encodes 314 amino acids. NCBI's taxonomy places the organism in Eukaryota, Metazoa, Chordata, Actinopteri, Cyprinodontiformes, Rivulidae. The record is from RefSeq and is a predicted model, not a curated record.
GAAGAAAUAUUAGCGGUGGACUGUGUUGUAGCGUAAUCAGUGUUGAAACUGCUGCUGACUUGUUUUAUUGUCGUUUUGUCAUAGAUUAAAAUUAUGAAUAACGGUGAUUUCACAGCAGGUCGAGUGAAAACGACAGCGAUUCCUGAUAAAGUGGACAUGUCCUUGGAUGACAUCAUUCGCUUGAACAAGAAAGAAAAACAGUUCAAGAGGAGACGAGCCGGUGUGAACCGCCGACCAUUCAAGAAGAAAGUCCGUUUGGGACCAGGAACGGGAGGUGCCCCCAGGACAGCAGCUCAGAGAGGAGGUGGCGUACCCCUAGGAGGAGCAGCUAAAUUAAGAAGCAGAAGGUUUCCUCCUCUGCUGGGUCGACGGCGGGGUCAAGGGGUCAUCACAGGACUGGCAGCCAAGAGACCAGCUGUCCUGCUGAAACGGGCCGCAACGCUCAACAGAAACCAGAAGCCGCGACAGAAAGCUAGGCCCUUCAGUCAGCGCCCCGAGGUUCAGUACAGGAGACCGGAGUUGCAGAGACGUCUGUACCAUCAGCCCGAUCCGCAGAGAGGCCAGAAUGGAACGUCAGCCAGGAGACCCUUUCAGCUGCGCCGGCGACCGCUGCCGCCUGUCCAGCAGAGUCAGAGGGAGGCACGCCAGGCCACGUUCCUGUUCCACAGAGGGCUCAAGAUACAAGCUCAGGUGCAGAAGCCCAGUCCCCACACCUCCCCAGAGAAAACACACCAGUGGCGCACACCAACAACCAGCAGUGGGAUUUUGACUGUCUCCAUCAACAACCCGUCAGCGAGGACCCAGCCUGAGCCUGCGACUGCUUGGACUCUCCACCCGCCGCCCGUCGCCUCCAACCCCAUUAAGGUGGAAAAUGAAGAGAAGAAAAUCCCCAAAGGAGUGCCUCUGCAGUUUGACAUCAACAGUGUUGGCAAACCACAAACGUCCAUGACUUUGAACGAACGGUUUCGUAUCCUGAAGGACCAGCGCACGGCCACGGCGCACAGCAGCAAAGGCACCAGAUUUGUCACUGUGGGUUAG